CACAACACAUUGCCGGCAGAUCCAAACUCCGCGAAAGAAGACAAAGCAUAGAGGAAAAGGCCGUCACGGAAACAAGGAGAAAAAGAUGAGAAGAUUCCACGAGAGAAAACCAGACCAGAACUCUUCCACUCUCUCCAUGACUGAAACCGCCUUCUUCAAUCUCUCCGACGAUAUCGUCCUCAACAUAUUGUUGAGGCUCGAAGACGACCCCAGGAACUGGGCAAGACUUGCCUGCGUCUGCACUAAAUUCUCGGCUCUGGUUCGCAACGUCUGUUGGAAGAACAAAUGCUCUCAAACCAUCCCUUCAGUGGUCACAGACCUUCUAUCUGCCUCGCCCGUCCCCUGUGAUCUCCCAGGCUGGUGGACAGCUCUCUAUAAGCUCUCGGUUUGCUGCCCGGGGCUUCUGCAUGCUGGUGUCCUUUUGGAGAAUUCGGACUUCGGCCUCGAGCGUGAGCUCGGCCCCGACGAGAAUUAUCAGGAAAAUGGUUCAGUUUCAGUUCCCACCCUCGAUCCAUCUCUAGCUCCUCCUUUGAGCUGCCCAGAUGAUGCUUCAGUAAGCGCUACCGCCCAUUCUGAUGACUCUUGGUCACUCUUCGAUGAUCUCUAUUGUGAUACCAUCUAUGCUGCAUCUGAAUCACAGGAUGGAUCUGGCUCAGCGGAAGUGGCCGAGAGUGUUGUCGUCAAGGUUGGUCGUGACCUCUCCAUUAGCAAGAAGAGGAAGAAGAAAUGCAGACCAGUCGGAUCUCAUUUAGCGGCUGGGGUUUGGAAUUUGAGUCGGGAGCAAGGAAACAAGCUGUUAGCGAGUCGGUUUAGAGGGGAUUCCCUCUACAUUUGUGAUUGGCCCGGUUGCGUUCACACUGAAGAGAAACGUAAUUACAUGCUUUUCAGAGGAGUCUUCAAGAAUUUCAGGCGGUCUAGGGUUUGGAGGACGAUAAACGACGGGAAUCGGAAUAAGAUUCCAUUAGAUUGCGCGUUUUGCUCUUGUAGGGAGACUUGGGAUCUGCAUUCAGCGUUCUGUUUGAGGCGGGUUUUUGGGUACCAUGACGACGGUGAGCCAGUUGUUCGAGCAUAUGUUUGUGAAAAUGGGCACGUCUCUGGGGCGUGGACUGAUCGACCGAUGUUUACUUAGCAGCGUAAAAUCUUCUUUGACUCGCAGGAAACCACCAAUUGAUGGGUGAACUAUUUGGCUAUAUCCAUCCAAUUGUCUGCUUACAGCCAGUCAGAUGAUUAUUUAGCUGCCUUACUGGAGUUCCUAUCCGUUUAUCUGUCUUUCUGUAGUUGUAUUCAAGUUGUAUGAAUAAAUUCAUCCAUAGAAAAUAUUAUGUUUCUGCACAUGAACUAUUUUUAUCCCAGUAUGCUUUAGAUCGUAUUAUCCAGGAAAACGAGACAGAAGUCCUCAGUCUUCAGAGUAGGAGAUGAUUAGUGACGUGAAAUGUUACUGGCUUAUCAAUUAUGCUAUGAAAGAGUGAAGGCACUAUUUCUAUGUCUGAAACUUCUAUCUUCCAAUUCUGAUACAAAUUGGGCUCUGUUGAAUUUAUCA
Messenger RNA from Nelumbo nucifera (sacred lotus), 1540 nucleotides. RefSeq names its product phytochrome A-associated F-box protein. Gene Ontology annotation, molecular function: protein binding. Lineage: Eukaryota; Viridiplantae; Streptophyta; Magnoliopsida; Proteales; Nelumbonaceae. The record is from RefSeq and is a predicted model, not a curated record.